Tribolium madens (black flour beetle) is the source of this 1456-nucleotide messenger RNA. RefSeq lists its product as uncharacterized. Bases 105 to 1391 code for a protein of 428 amino acids. The record is from RefSeq and is a predicted model, not a curated record. Gene Ontology annotation, biological process: spermatogenesis. The transcript is spliced from 7 exons. Lineage: Eukaryota; Metazoa; Arthropoda; Insecta; Coleoptera; Tenebrionidae. Gene Ontology annotation, molecular function: myosin light chain binding.
AAUUUCCAAGUGAUCGACAUUUACUUGUCACUUUUAUUUUACAGAGUACCAAUUUUUAUUUUAGGUUCAAACAAUGUGAUAUUUUAUUCCCCCAUUCUCGAAGAAUGUCCAGGAAAGCUUUUCAAGUCCAAGUGGAACUCGACGUCCAAGCUGUGACAUGUCCUGGUGUUUGGUUGUGUUCAAACGGCAAAGUGUCUCUCCAAAUCUACAUGUUGGACUCGUGUGUCCAAACUGCCAGCUACAAGCCCAUCUUCCCGAUCCAAUGCAGCGAAACGUUCGUUUUCUACAAGACGUUUCUCUCCAAACACCAGCUGCACGAACUUCAAAGAGAGUUGCACGACCAGUGGCUCUACAUUGAGCUGGUACAAUGGCAGAGUUGCGAAAUCGGUAACGUUCUAGCCUCGUUUCAGACCACUUUAGACGAGCUUUUGUACCCGUCGACAAUCAACGGAUCGAUUGCCGGCGUCGAUUUGGAUCUGUUAAUGGAACCCACGAAAACAUUUCCGGGAACAAUAGCGCCGAAAGUUGAAGUUAGCACCAAAACUACAAUUGAGGAAACUUUGUGUGUUUGCACAAAACCGACCCCUAGCACGGUUGUAGUCAACCCAAAAGUGAUAACUUCAACUCAGAGAAAAACGAGGAAAAAUGUCUGCAGAAGAGUCUGCCAUUCAGUGUCAUACAGCAGAAAAAAACGUCCUUUUAAAUGUGGUAAAAGUCGGCCACCGUUUUGCUACCGCAAAGCUGAAGAUGAUUUAAUUCUCCGAAAACCAAACUACGAAACUGACGAUAAAUGCACUUGCAGGGAGUCGAAAAGUGUCAAACGCAUCAGCGCUGUAAGAAUCGAAAAACCGGAAUUGAUGAGCAAACAAUCACAAGCCUGCCCUUGUGUCUCAAAAAAAUGCCCACUUUGUGCUAAAUACAAGGGUUACUUUGACACUGUUAGAUACGCCAGUGAAGAGCAAGAAAAAGCCGACUUUCCGACCCAACCACGAACAAAUCUAUUCGAUGCCAAUAAAAUGUGUUCAAAGCACAGCAAAAACGCCCAGUGUCAUUGCUGUCGCUCCAAAGCUUGGGCCACAAGCGAGGAAAAAUCAGACGCGGGUGAAACCGUCUUUUCCGAUGAAGAAAAGAAAAAAGUUUGUUUGUGUUUCGAUCAGAAACCGAGUUUGGCCGAAAAGUUGCAUGCGAAACUUGCAAAAACACUGAGUUCGAUACCGAGAUCGAUCGAGUGGUCGUGUUAUGACAACGAAUACGAAUGUCAGUGUUGCCAAAGUCCGAAUUCGUCAUCCAGAGCUGAGCUUUACCGAGAUUUGCAAAGGUUUUAUGGGGAAUUGUACGAAAAAAGCCGGAGUAGUGCCCUGUGUGUACCUGAGUGUCCCGGAGCUAAAUGAGUGUAAAAUGUCUUGUGCUCGGUGGAAAGUUUUUAGUCAAAUCUAGAAUAAACGUUGAAAAGCAA